UAGACUGCGGCGAGAGUUUGGCGAGCGUCUUUGCGCAGGCGCAGCCGUUACUCGCGGCCGUUCUCUCCGAGGCAGUCUCGCGCUUUAUACGUUAACAUGUCGGGUCGCGGCAAGACCGGCGGGAAGGCCCGUGCCAAGGCCAAGUCUCGCUCUUCGCGAGCCGGGCUGCAGUUCCCCGUGGGCCGUGUGCACCGAUUGCUGAGGAAGGGCCACUACGCGGAGCGAGUCGGGGCCGGCGCGCCCGUGUACCUGGCGGCGGUGCUGGAGUACUUGACGGCCGAGAUCCUGGAGCUGGCGGGGAACGCGGCCCGGGACAACAAGAAGACCCGCAUCAUCCCCCGCCACCUGCAGCUGGCCAUCCGUAACGACGAGGAGCUCAACAAACUCCUGGGCGGCGUGACCAUCGCCCAGGGCGGCGUCCUGCCCAACAUCCAGGCGGUGCUGCUGCCCAAGAAGAGCGGCGCCAUCACGGGACCCAAGGCCCCGGGCAGCAGCGGCAGCAAGAAGGGCACGCAGGCCUCGCAGGAGUACUGAGGGCAGCCCCGGCUUCGGUGCCGCGGCCGCCCGGCCCCCGCGCACCAGCCGCCACCCAAACACCACAAAGGCCCUUUUCAGGGCCCCCCUCCCCCCUCACUGAGAGAGCUGCUCCACUCGCCUGCGUCCCCCAGCCCCGCCCCCUCCCGGCCGCGGGAAGUCCGGAGCCGCGGCCCAGCGGGAGGGAGCCCCGUUUAUUCCGACGACUCUUGGCAGCUACUGAACAAAGCACGGGACUAUCGCGCGCGGGGCGGCUGGAUGGGGACCGGCGGACCACCAGCUUGGGACAACUCUGCGUGCCGCGUCCCGGCCCGCGCUCAAGUUCCAUCCCAGCCCGGACCUCCGGCUCCUGAACUGAAUUUUCUCAGCUUAGACUCUUUGCCUUUAUCCGGGGGAAUGGAGAGACUGUGAAAGACAAUUUGUUAGUUUGAAUAACUUAAUUUUAUUAAAUGGUUUUUUUCUAA
This is a messenger RNA of Trichosurus vulpecula (common brushtail), 998 nucleotides long. RefSeq names its product histone H2AX. Gene Ontology annotation, biological process: DNA damage response. Gene Ontology annotation, molecular function: protein heterodimerization activity; DNA binding; structural constituent of chromatin. Lineage: Eukaryota; Metazoa; Chordata; Mammalia; Diprotodontia; Phalangeridae. Gene Ontology annotation, cellular component: nucleosome. Bases 97 to 534 code for a protein of 145 amino acids. The transcript has a single exon. The record is from RefSeq and is a predicted model, not a curated record.